Molecule: messenger RNA, 451 nt
Organism: Blepharisma stoltei
Lineage: Eukaryota; Ciliophora; Heterotrichea; Heterotrichida; Blepharismidae
Source: the annotation of a GenBank genome assembly
AUGGAUAGAGAAGAUCAUAAGAGAUCAGUGGAAGGCAAAAAGGAUAAGGAUGCAAGGCUUGAUCGACAUUCUGCUCACUCCCCCAUCUCUGUUAACGGUCAAAAAAUUGCUUGCUAAUGAGGGUUAAUUUUUUUUAAAAAAAUUAUAUGUAAAAAUUGGAAAGCAAAAGUUAAUUUAAUUUAUUUGAAAUGCAAUCUGUUUAAAAUUCAAUAGAAUUAGCUAGAGAUUUCAUUAUAAUAAUUGCUACUUAUUAAAAAUUUGGUUUUUGAAGAGUUUUUUCCCCUAAAAUAAUGGUUUUUAUCGAUAGCGGUGGUUGAGUCAGGGAGUUGACCCAAACCCUAAGAAAGGUGGACAUGGUGGCUGGGGAACUUAUAAUGAAAGCGAAGCUAUAGAAGUAGCUGACAGAGGCGAUCCAAACUACGAUCCAGAAGAAGAAAAGAAGCAGUCUUAA